UGAACAGAAGUUAACCAAUCAAAUCCAGAGUUCAUUAGAAAAAAAAAAUUAUUCCUGCUUUAUUUUUUGAAGAAAUAAGGCCGUCAAUUUUGGAACUUGAACCAUCAAAUUCAUCAAAAACAUUCAAAGAUCUUAGUUUUGAUUUUCUACGUGUAUUUAAGCUUCUUGAUUCAGCAAGAACAGGAGUUAUUUCAUUUCUUUUUUCACCUCUUCCUCUUCUUCUUCGUCGGGGUCAGUAAGACAUGAAGCUCUUUGGGUGGAUGCAUAAUAAGCUACAUGGUAAACAAGCGAAUACUCAUAGACCAAGAACAUCAUCUGCUUGUUCUCAUCAAUCACGAGAAGAGUUCAGUGAUUGGCCUCACGGAUUACUUGCCAUUGGAACGUUCGGUACCUUGAUCAAAGAUCAAACCCCAAUACAUGUUGUUCAAGAAGUGAUUCAAGAAGAGAAGACUUCUAACAUGCACGUGGAAGGUAAAGCGCAAGAUAGAAAUCACGAUCUUUCUUUAUCCGAUGAUCUUGAAGAUUUUACUCCCGAGGAAGUUGGGAAACUACAAAAUGAGCUGACGAAGCUCUUGACAAGAAAGAACAAGAAGAGGAAGUCUGAUGUGAACAAAGAACUUGAGAAUCUUCCUUUGGAUAGAUUCUUGAAUUGUCCUUCGAGUUUUGAAGUCGAUAGACGAAUCAGCAACGCGUUUUCAGGUGGUGGAGAUUCUGAUGAGAACCAAGAAGACAUUGAGCGUGCGAUUAGUACUAUUUUGGGGAGAUGCAAAGCUAUUUCUACAGGGAGUAAAAGUAAGAUGAAGGCUAAGAGAGAUUGGAGCAAAACCUCUGUUUCUUAUCUCCUCAAGAAGAUGUUUGUAUGUACAGAGGGGCACUCUCCUCUUCCUAACCCUGGCUUGAGAGACACGUUUCAAGAAUCGAGAAUGGAGAAGUUUCUGAGAGUAAUGCUACUCAAGAAGAUUAAUACUCGAGCUUGUCCAAAGGAAACAUCAACGUGUAGAUACGUGCAAGACAGGCAACAACUUUCAUUAAAGAAUAAGGAAGAAGAAGGAAGAAGUAGUAGCGAUGGGAGUACAUGGGUCAAAACAGAUUCUGACUGUGAGUUUAAAAUCUUUUUAUUUCUUUUCAAAACAAAAGAAGUCGUCCAUGAACUAAUUCUAUUUUCAUCAUCUUCUUUUUGGUUGCAGUCAUUGUUCUUGAGAUCUGAUUCACUUUACCCCUACUCAGAUUCUUACAGGAAAGUACAGGUAAUAUAGUUAAUUUGAACAAUGAAUCUCAACCUCAUUAAUUUUGCAUCUUUUAAUGCUAAAUCUGAUGUUAGAUCUUAUGUCUUUGCAGAUAGAGAAUAUUCAUUGAUAUCAAGACAAAGAAAAAUCAGAAAGAAGUGAUCAAUCGAUUUUCUUUUUCUUUUUGAUUAAUUUUUUGGGUAUCAUCUAUAUGUAGAUCCCAUAAGUGUCCUUUUUUGCAUGUUUGUGUUCAUAAAAAACAAACAUGUUCAGGAAA
This is a messenger RNA of Brassica napus (rape), 1503 nucleotides long. RefSeq names its product protein LAZY 4-like. NCBI's taxonomy places the organism in Eukaryota, Viridiplantae, Streptophyta, Magnoliopsida, Brassicales, Brassicaceae. The record is from RefSeq and is a predicted model, not a curated record. Bases 243 to 1256 code for a protein of 337 amino acids. The transcript has 4 exons. Gene Ontology annotation, biological process: regulation of growth; gravitropism.